This is a messenger RNA of Opisthocomus hoazin, 453 nucleotides long. Lineage: Eukaryota; Metazoa; Chordata; Aves; Opisthocomiformes; Opisthocomidae. The record is from RefSeq and is a predicted model, not a curated record.
AACAUCGUGGAGAACAUCGAGAGGAGCGCCAAGGUCAUCUUCGUCCUCUCCCGCAGCUUCAUCGACAGCGAGUGGUGCAACUACGAGCUCUACUUCGCCCACCAGCGCGCCGUGGGGCUUGGCACCGAGGACGUCAUCUUGGUGGUGAAGGAACCCAUCGACGCUCGGGGUUUGCCGCGGCGUUUUGCCCGGCUCCGGAAGAUGUUGGGCACCAGGACCUACCUGGAGUGGCCCCGCGAGCCUGGCAGGCGUCCCUUCUUCUGGCUGUGCCGCGCCCGUGCCAGCUGCGUCCCCCUCGCAGGCUGCCCCACCUACAUGGACAUCGUCAUCGUCCUGGACGGCUCCAACAGCAUCUACCCCUGGUACGAGGUGCAGAGCUUCCUCAGCAACGUCCUCGGCAAGUUCUUCAUCGGGCCCGGGCAGAUCCAGGGCAAUCCUAUCAUCCCUGGAUGA